This is a messenger RNA of Zea mays, 1876 nucleotides long. RefSeq lists its product as uncharacterized. The record is from RefSeq and is a predicted model, not a curated record. NCBI's taxonomy places the organism in Eukaryota, Viridiplantae, Streptophyta, Magnoliopsida, Poales, Poaceae. The transcript has 3 exons. The coding region runs from base 839 to 1624 and encodes 261 amino acids.
CACCUCCCUCCUCAGCCAGUCGUUGGACACCAGGCUCUUGGCCAAUGCCUGGCACCAGCCAACCAGCAGCAGCCGGCCAAGGCCACCAAUGUCGCGCGCGGUCGUCGCCUUUAGCAGCAGAAGCGUGCACCCUGCCCUGCUCGGCUCCCUCCCCCAGCGUGCAGAAGCCCCCUGGCAGCCGCUCCCCUCAACAACUCCCUCAACGCCAGCCUCCUCUGCCCCAGGUCCGGCACCCCUCCCCAACCAAGCUCCUCCCAUGGCGCCACACCUCCAGCCGGUCUCCUUCUCUCCCCCAUCCGACCUUGAUCCAUGGCGCUCUUUUCCCUGGAUGCCCGGGCACGCCCCCACCUUCCCUGGCCACGCCCAAGGUCGAUGGCCAGCCUCCCCUUCCCUGCUCCUGCCAUGCAAGCCGAGCGCCCUCCCCUAUUUCCUUCUCCCGGCGGCGAGUUUCUCCACUCCGGCGCCCUCCAGCAGGCGAGCAACAGCGCCAUAGAGAAUCCCCGCGCUCCCUGCGUCGGUCUCUAGCCGGCUCCCCCUACGAGCUCCCUCAGAUCCAGGCCGGUCACCAAGCUCCCUUCCUCCGUGCCGGCCAACGUCUCCCGCAAGACGUCGAAGAGCUUUCCCACCUCCAACGCCAGGAUCGCGCACGAGCACAAGCCCAGGGCCCCCGCGAUUCUCUAGCUCGCCAGCGCGCUUUCCUCUUCCCCAUGACACCUUCCUCGUGCUCGCCCCCUUCCCUGAUCUCCGGCUCCCUGCAACCGCAACGCCUAGGCUGGGGUUCCCUGUCGAUCACCAUGCCGCUCCCCAUUGCUAGUUGUGGUCACUGCUCUGCUCGUGUAUGCCUCGAUCCCGGCGCGUUCUAGUCGCUCCGCCACAACCAGUUUCACGCUAUCUAAUGGACGUGAGUCAAAGCUCUCGCUGCGCCAUUGCCGUCCUCCAUCUGUGUGCAGCCCCUAUGUGCACCGCCUACCCGACUAAUGGUCGACCAGCACACAAUCUCUUACCAUUUUCCCUCGCCGACAGUGCUCCCUCAUCUUACCAUGCCUCGCUGCACACCACCACCACUAAAGCUCGCAGCCGAGUUCCUCCAUCUCCGGCGCCGGCCCACUACAGCAGAGGGCCUCCCAUGGCGUUUGUUUCCCCAACGCUCACCCCGUCAACAACCAUCGACCUCGCACAGCAGCCGCGACGCCAGUUCACGCAGCCACGUGGAUUCCCUCCUCUUCGCGCCCUCGGUAUGCUCGACGUAUUGCAGCGGCAGUCCCGACGCUAUGCCGUGACCCUUGGUGAGGCUCUUUGCUGUCCUAGCCGCUGGAUCGAGCCUUGUUCCAGCUCGGCGAGAGCAGCCGCGCCGACGAUCUACACAGCCCCAUCCUCGACGCCAAAAUUCUUCGCCCCUUGUCGUCGUCGCGCUUCGCGCGUCGUUUCUCGACAGAAAGCCAAACCAGCAUGCAGGCAUGCGCUACACGAGUCGGCCAGAAACCUUCGGACUCGGAAUAAAGUUGUACACAAUAUGAAAAGCAUGGACAGGACAAAGGUUGAACCAGUUCCGAAGCUACGCGCAAGGAAGCUUCGGCUCAACGGCAGAGAAAGGAACCAACUUAAAGGGGAAAAGGCUAUUUAGUCCUCGCUGGAUUAUCUUUAAGUCAAUAGUAAACAUAAAGGGAAUGAAUGUAAUUUUACACAGGCUGUGCCCUGUGCCUAUAAAUAGAUGAACAGUACCCCCGUACUGUUCACGCUAACUUGUACUUCCUCGUGCGUCACGCUUGUACUUUCACCUUCUGUCAGGUCGAAGGUACAAAUGUAAUCCUAUGUUGUUCUUAUUCAUUCAUGAUUAUAUAGUAAAAGAUAUAUUAUAAUGUCAUACGAUUAUCCA